CCCUCGUCUAUUCUGCCAAUUUUAAUGGACUUUCAUCUAUUUUCCCAGGAGGACGUGGCAUAUGGGUUCGCCGAAGUGGUGGCUCUAAGGGGUCCCACAGGAAAGCAUGAGGGAGAGAACACCCUCUGCGGACGACACCCCUAAGAGGGCCCCACCGGCACCACCCAGAGAAGCUGCUUCCACAGACGUGGCUGGAAGCAAGACCAGCAGCGAAUCGGCCGAGGUGUUUCGCGCGUCGAGGUUCUCACCGUCGACGACGUCGACGCUGAGCACGAUCGCGACGACGACAACAGCGUCGUCCCCAUCGUGCGUCGACGCAAGAAUGGUCGCAUCCACGCAUAACCUAGACGAUCUCGGCGUGAGUCACCCGGCGAGCGCCAACGGCGAUCGUCAGCAGCAACAGGAGAAGCACGGGCACACGUACAGAUCCGCCCAGACCGCCCAGGACAAGCGGAGCCGGUUGAGCAACGUGAUAAACAAUCUGCGAAAAAAGGUACCGGACUCGAGGACCGGGGACUCCCCCAGAAAAGAGGAGGACGACAGGAAUAGCGUCGAGAGGAACCUGGAGACACUGGAGAAGUAUGUGAUGACGGUGCUGAACGGGGUGAUCAAGGACGAGGAGGAGGACGGCAAAGAGGUCGGGAAAAAGGAAUGUGAAAAAGGCACAGAGCCGGAGAAAUUGCCCGAGGACCAGGAGGACGAAGACUCGAAAGGUCCAGGCGCGAAAUUCGAGCCUUCGAAGCCAAACGAAAGCAGGACAGAGACUGCUGUCUUCCUUUUAGGGAAGCCCGAGAACGUGGAAAGUGGCGCCGCGGGCGAGGAGCCUUGCUUGGAGUAUAUGAAAUUGGGCGAGAAAGACGUGACCUCGCAGCAGAGUGAGGAUUCAAGCUGUUCGGAGGUGAGAAGUAGUCAGAAAAAAUUUCCCGACGAAGAGGUGAAACCCUGUCAAGCUGAAACCAAUGAUGAUAACGUGUCUAAGAGUGGCAAGUGUUCUUCCAAGGAAGUGGAGGACGUUGAGACAGCAAAGGAGAGCUUCGAUGAGGAGAAGAAGGAGAACCGUUCGUUAGGGACGAUCAUCAUGGAGAGGCUGAGCGAUCAUCAGUCGGAUGAGAAGAUAAGCAAUGAUUUCACCAAGGAGGAUCCUAAGGAAUUUGUGUCUGAGAACGUGGAGCUGAGGAACGUUUGCAGGGAUCUUUUAAAUGAUCUUCUGAACGGCAUCAAUCAGCUGAUCGAUGAGAACAGUCAAGAGAAAGAGGAGAUGACCCUGGAGAACUCUCAGGAGGACUCCAGGAAUACCAGGAACCAAGACCUCUCUAUGACAAGUCUUCAUUGUAGUUUACCCUUGGAUAAGGUGGCCUCGGUGCUUCAGAAUUGCCAGACAAAUGACUUGGCAGCUCCCCAGUCACCAUCAUCCCCUUCAUCCUCAUCCUCCUCCUCCUCCUCGUCACAGGGAGCCAAGUCUCCCAUCAAACCCCCAUCCCCCACAGUCAGGCAUCUGUGUCUCUAUUGCGACAGAAAGUUUCUCUCCAUAUCUCUGAGGCAAAGACACACCGAAAGGGUCCACCAGCAGGGUGGCGGCAGAAGAUCGGAAAGAAACUCGCGGAAACCUUCCCAGAACUGCCAGUACUGCUCGGACAAGUGCGCCGAGAGUCUAGAUGGACUGUUCCAGCACAUGGUGGGCAGCCACGGCGACAAGUACCAUGCUUGUGUUCAGUGUUCCACGAGGUACCCCACCAGGGAAGCUCUGGUCUGCCACAUGACCGAGAACCAUGGGGUGAACGUGGAGAGGAACCUUCAGGAAAAAAUGAAGGAAUCAUCCACGCCCAGCAAGGACCUAGUUAACCCAUGUGCCAGGGAGAAGCCAGAACCUCCAAGUCCCAAAGAAAGAAGGCCAGAUGAGCCUGACCACGAGCACAGAACAGAGCCUAUCCUAUUGAAGCCAGUGGUCUCGGGGAAGGAAACGUUCAGCAACCCAGGCAGUCCAGAAUUCGAUAGUUCCUUCUACAGCAGUGUCAGCUGCAACAUCAGGGAGAACCUACUUCACCAUCUGGACGGUAAACUUCAGAGCUCCACGUCCGCCCUAACCUCAACGGCCACGUCCAUAAUGGACUCGAAGCUUCAGCAGCAACCUCAACAACAACAGUCCUUCUACGAGCACAACGUCAGCCAGAUUCAGCUCCCCAUCGACAUCUCCUUAACCGCUGCCACCCCUGUCUACUCCAAGGAGUACACUAACGAGGAUUAUGAGAACUCCAGUGAAUACGCCCAGAAGCCCGGGAAAAGCAACUGGUCCCAUCCAAGACGGGUGUCCUUCGAGAAGUACAAUUUUCCCAGAAAGUACGACGGCAAGGAACAAUGGACGUGCUCCAUAAAAGACCUCAGCAAGUUCGACAUCUCCACCCAGCUGACCCUGAGGAAGAAGCAACAGUUGCUGAAGGAACGGAUCACUCUGAACAGGAUACAGCAGACUGCACUUCACAGCCCGUCAGAGACCACGAACAUCGACCAGACCGAGAUCCUUAGUUUAAGGAAGUUGGAGGACCUGGAGGAAUUAACAGGGGACAGGAAAGUCCCAGAAAUCGACCAGGUGUCGUCCCGUUGCGACGUUAAAUCGAAGGAGCACAAGAUGGACGUGCGGGAGGCGAAAACAUCCCACUUGCUCACCGAGUUCACCCCGGAAUUCGGCAAUUUCCUGAGACUCAGGAAGUGGGACGAGAAAACGACCAGCGAAGAGGCGAAGAAGCAGGAACGUGUCUACGCCGAGCUGACCGGGGAAUGGUCCAGACCACGGAUCUACAUCUGUGGCGCCUGCGCUGCCAAACACGUCACCUUGAGGGAGAUGGAGGACCACAAAGCUUCCACUCAUCCGAAUGUCUGGUGCUCGCACUUCGAGUUCUCCGGUGACCAAAGGGAGCUCUACAAGCACCUGUUCCUGCCAGGGAAGGACGAUCCCACUGCAAAGGCGAAAGCUGCCAUUUUAGUCGAGAAGGUCUGCACCAAGUGCUCCAGAAACUGUAAUACCUUACCAGAGCUGCACAGGCACAUGCUGGAAUGUGGCGGUGACCAGGCAUGGUUGCUGGGCCUGUUCGGUAAUGGAAAGAAGAAGUGCAAGUGGAGACCAUUCGGCAGUCGCAGCAGAAGGAGAAGGCAGCGAGGAAUGAAGAGGAACAUCCAGAACUCCCAGACACCUAGGAUGACCACCCCAAAGGAGAAGCAACCGACUGGCCCAAGAGUUAGACCCAGUGACCGUGAGAGUAUUCAGAAAAUGUUGGCAAACUUACCCCCCAAAAGGGCCACCAGAAAAGUGAUGCAGGACAGUGCACUGAGAACACAGGGUAGACUCCGCAAUGUACAAACCAGGUCGAGACCACGUAUGGUCGGCGAUAUUUCCACCGCGUCGCGAAUGUCCCGUAACAAAGCGGCCCUGAGGAACAAGCUGCUGAAGAACGCGAAGUCGAUACAGCGGAAUCGUUGCCGGAUCGACAACAUAUCAGCGGUUAUCGAGAGCGUGGUGAGAAACUACAACGUCGAGGAGAAGAGGACGUCCGUCGAGGUCGCGAAGGACGGUGUAGAAAGUGUGGACGUUGAAAAGGAUGCCAAAGAGACGAAGGAGGAGGACACGAAAGGGGAGACGAACACGGUUAUCAGGGGGAAAAUUUCGAGGGGACCGAGGAUUCUCGGGAAGAAGAGAAACAUUAAGAUAAAAGAAGGGAUCAAGGUUGUUAACCAGCCCAAGAAGCCCGGUGGCAUGAAAGGUAGGCCGAGAAGUGCACUGAAGAAUCCUUCAGAGGCGAAGGUAGAUGCGCCAAACGAGCCUGCAAAGACUCCAAAAAGCGUAAAAGUCGUGGGAAAAGUUACCGAGAAGGCGACAGAGGUGGAGGCUAAUUCUCCAGAAUCGAAAUCGCCCCAUCCACCGACCAAGAUUAAAGUAUCCACCCAGACCACCCCAAAGAAGAAGAGGCCAGUGGAUCCUGUGGCUUCUCUGAACGCCUCCAUCAAAGCCAAGUCGCAGCUCAGGAGCCAGGAUGGAAAGUUCGCUAGGAAUCCUAAUAAAAGUCCCCAGAAGUCACCGGAGGUUCGACCCCCGAGUCGCCAAGUGGUCAAGGGGAAGGGCAACAAGGCUAGUCCAGACACAUCGGUCACCAGAUCCAAGCUGAGGACAACGCCUAAAAGUAAAACCGGCGAUCAGUUGCCCAAGAGGAUCACCAGAUUGUCUUCAGACAGUGACAAGAUGCCAACACUGGAGCCUGCCGUCCAGAUUGCCUCCAACAACGAAGAGGAUGUCGAGGCCUCAGCCAACGAUCUACCGAUCCUGUCGCCAGCUAAUCCAUCGUCGAGUGCAGAGAAAGUGUUGCGUGGCAAGAGUAUGAACAGCAAGAACCUGGACGACAAGGAGAACCCUAAAAAAGGAGAUCAGGUUGAGACAGUGGCAGAAAAGAAGGAUUCGACCAGAGACCCACCUGAAGAUAAGGAUCUGAAGCAGACCAAAGUUAGGAGACAGAAGGUCGAUGCUAAGAAUUUAGAGAAGAGCCUGGAGAACGUUAGCAAGGAUGAAAGUCUGAAGGAAAAGGGGAAAGGAGUCGCGAAAGAGAAGUUCAAAAGGAAAAGUGCACCAGGCAGAAUUGUGGAAGAGAAGAAGGUAAGCGCAGCGAAGACCCCAGAGGAGACAACUCCAAAGAAGGACUCGAAGCAGAAAGCAUUGGAAACUCGAAGCAAUUCCAGAGCUAAAUUGGACAAAACUCUAGACACUGAGGAUGAAAUAAAAAUACAGAGUGUACCAUUCGAGGUGAAGAAACUAAUCGGAUCUGAUUGCAAGGAGGAUCUGCUAACCAAGUUGGUGUUGACGUCCAGGGCCACCAACUCUAAGCGUUGCCUGAGACAACCCGUGCCAAAAGCGAAAGGAGACCAAGGUAAGAGUAAAGUUCAAAAAGAUUUGGAGUUCGAAAAAUUCGCCCUUGACUCAGAAUUAAUUACAGAUAUGUCUGGGAAGAAGGAGAAGAUUGAUCGAAGAAAGUCCUUAAGGAAGACUGAAAAGAAGCUGGAAAAGGAUAAAAGGGCGCCCAAGAAUGAUCAGACAGAGUUAGAAGAAGUGAACAAACUUAAAAUCGCAGUGAAUGAAGUGAAAACAGCUAUUAGAGGGAGAAGGAGCAGUAGUCUGUCCAGUGAAAGUAAAUCGGUGUCGUCCUCAGAGUCUCAGACCAGAACAGAAAUUGAGGUGCCAGAAACUAGCGACAACGAGAACACGAGCGGUAAGAGGCAAACUAGAGGCUCGUUGUUAAAUGCCAAUGAAGAUCAAUUGGCCAAGGAAACCUCCGUGGAAUUAAACGACAUGUCCCUCAAGAAGAACACGUCCCUUGGAAAAAGGAGAGGUCGGAUUAAAUCCAACAACGACACCUCGGACAGAAAGAGCUUGGAGGUUUCUCAGGCAAGGAGCGACGAAACUGAUAAAAAUAGUUCCAUUGAAAUUAUCAGUAAAGACAGUGACAUAAAUACCGAUGACAAAGCAACGAUAGAAGAUGAUAAGCCUGCCAAGAAUGAUCAAGAGGAACCGGAUACUUUGGCCAAGGUCGAUCAACCAAAUGUUGAUCCUCAGGAACACGUUGAAGUAGAAAGUGUAAAUAUGAACGUGAAUCGUUUGCAGAUAGAGACUGGCAGCUCGAUGGACAGUGGCAAAGAGAACUCCCUGGAGACAGUGGUUGGUCCACAGAAACUGAAAGUUGGCAGACCAAGAAAGUCCUGGGGAUCUAAACGGGAGAGGGCAUCUAAGAGAUCAUUGAACAAUGUGAUCGGGAUCCUUACAGAGGGCAUGAAUAUUCCUGUGGAGUCUCAGCAGAGCGUGGUUCUGACUGUUCAGACCAGCCUGGACAAUGUGAAUCCCGAUGGAUCCCUGCAGACCAGUGGUCAACCGCCAGAAGAGGGCAGUUCCAAGUCCUUGUGCGCAGACAAAAGUGACAAAACCGAAAUUGCUAAUGAUCCUGGCAAACUGAACGAUGACCAAGGAUCCUGUGUUCCAAAUCCUGAAGAAAAGCAGCCAGUGCAGACACCAGUUGGUUCUGUGAAAGAAUUGAAUGGGGAGGUCUCGUUGGCCAAGACUCAGAAUGCUAAGUCUGCCCCUAAUGAGAUCAAAGAACCUACCAAUGACAUCAUUUUAGAUCUGUCCAGAAGGAAGCAAAAAGGAAAAGGGUCUUUCCUGGAGAAGAUCGUUUCGAAGAUAGCUAAACAGAAGGAUGCUUUGCUGGAGGGUGAAGUUGGUUCGCUGCUGGACACAGCGGCUGAUGAAUUGACCAGUAUUCUGGACGAAGUUGGCCCUGGCCUUUCGGAAGCAGUGGAGAAUCCAGGAGUCGGUAAGCCUGUAGCUGAGAAAAAGGUUCAUGGCAAGAGACAGGAAGAGGCAGAGACAAAUGUGACCGAUGAAAACUGUCAGGAGUCCUUAUCAACUUCUGCUGUGGGCUCCGAGGACACUAAAGCUAGUGAGAACAUGGACAUAGAAAUACUUAAUAAUCUGCACAGUGAUAAUCAAAAAGAAGCGAAAGAAGAAGACAAUAAUUCAAUGGAAAUACAGAGUGUCGAAACUGAAUCCUCGAGGAAACCAUUAGAUACAAGAUUUGAAACUGAAUCUUUGAACAGAGAAGACAAUAAUUCAAUGGAAAUCACGGAAACAGACGCUGAGGAUCUAAAAAUGAUUGUUCUGGGAGAAACUAACUCUGUACCGAAUGGAAUUACAUUACCUGAAAGUAUUUCGCAGUCUAUUGGGACAUGCACGCCAAAGCCAGAGGAGAAGUCACCGAGGAACGAUCAGGAGCCAGUGACAGAGGACACGAAGGUGAAAAGAAAAUCGAAGAAACGUUCACUGGAGGGAAAUUCACCAAAGAAGAACAAGAGAAAGUCUGUCGAACCAGCAGACGAACCUGAAGAGUGUGUAAUCUCUGAGGAGUUGCAUCUUGCUGAUAUCAUGAAGUUGAUUAACAGAACAAAGGAAGUGCCUUCUACCAAAGAAAACAUCGAGAACGAUCUCUUCGUUGGAAAAGUUCAGCUUGGCAAGAGGAAAACACUGAACGACGAAUCUGAAACGAGAGAUUUAUCAUUUGCUAAAGUAACUGUCGACCUGCAGAGGCUGGAAGAGUCCACUGAUCCGUCGAAGAAACUCAAAACAGAAGCUGCAGGAAAGACAGAGGAUGGAGGAAAUAAGGUGUCAAUUGGAAGGACUGAAGACCGAGUUAAUGAGGAGACUUUAAUGAACGUUGAACAAAAUGAGACCUCGUCGUUGCAAGUAAAAGGGAAAAGAAAAUCCUCUGGUGAAAAGGAACCUGAAAUAGAGUCUCCAGUUAGGCGAUCCUCUAAAAGGCGAUCACUCGUGGAGGAUAAACUGAAUCAGGAGGAUGAGCUGUUGUCCAAAGACGAAUCGGAGACGUCUGAUACAACAAGAAGAAGGUCUUCCAGGACAAAAUUUAGUAUUCAAUCAAAAAACGAAGGUGCAAUGUUUAAAGAACCUGAAGGUGACGUUACUGUUAACAAUGUUCUUGUAGAAAAUAUUGGGGAGUCAUUGACAGGCUUGCUGGCAAAGGGUGAACCUUUGGUGGAACCUACAUCGCCUGUCGCAAAACAAACAAAAGUUACUAAGGAAGAUUCUGGCAUGCAAGAUCCAGAGAGUGAAGGAACGGAGAAAGAAAACGGCAGUGAAAGUGUGCUGGAGACUGGUCUGAAAGAACCACAGAAUACACCCCCAAAAGUCCCCAAGAAACGGGGUCGCAAAAAGAAGUUGUUAAUUAGCGAAUCCACGGUAAUAAGCGGUGCUCUUGAAGAGAACAACGACUCUAAGAUGGAUGGACAUUUUAUAGAGCCACAGUCAGUUGCCGUGAAUCAGGUUCCUAGCAGAAAGUCUUUAAGAGUAAGUCGACCUGCUGAAGAACUUGAGGAUCAAUGCAAGAAUUCGGAUGCUCGUUCAGAUCAUUUCAAAAUUCCAGAAGUGACAGAGGUGCUGCAGCACACCAAGAAACGGACGUCCAAGAGAAAAUCGACAACCGACGAACAUUUGGACAAUCAGAGCAAUCUUUCUCUAGCUGAAUCCGAAAGUAACGCAGAUGGCUCAGAAGCGAAGGCUGUCAGUGAAAAAGGGAAUCAGCUUGAGAAUACAUCCCAGAAGGAUUUGCCUGAAGGUCGGAAACGUGCCUCUAAAUCCUCCAACAGUGGCCAGGUUGGGCUGGAGAGGUCCAGCUCCUCUGGAUCCAUUGAUCUAACUCAGACUAGCAGAACAAGGUCUUCGAAGAGGAAACAACUGUCUUCUGAGGAUCUGUCGGGCCAGGAGAUCCUGAAUCGACGUGCAGAGAGUACAGAUAACUUGUCUGAGAGCUCCUGCGUCAGUGAGUCCAGUUACUUCCGGAAGAAACGGUUCUCGAAGAAGAAGAAAGCCUCGAAAGAGCUUCCAGAUGACGUGCAAACAGAUACUUCGAUCACUGACUCUGAAUCUGCAGACACUGAGAGGAACAGUGACAGAAGGCAGAGUCUGAAGAGGCGAGCCAAGAAGAACAUAUCCUUCUUUGAAGACCAGUUCGACCUAGUCGACGACUUCGACAUUCCCAUGGACAUAGAGGACUGCCUACAGCAGCAGGAUAUUAUCAGCAACAUUCCACAGGAACUGGAGACAAAAUUAUCCACUGCGAAGGAUAAGGUUGAUGAUACUAUAACACCCAACGUCACUAUCAGUGACAAAAAUGAGGAAGAAGUAGCAGCGGAGAAAGAGGAAACAGUUGUGGAACCUGAAAAACCUGCAGAGUCUAAAGAACCUGAGAAGAGUAUUGAAGAGGAGGAGGAAGAGGAGGAAGAAGAGGAUGAAGAAGAAGAAGACGAAGAGACAAGUGAGACUGAAAAGAUAAACGUCAAAACAGAUGAUACUCCUCAAGUACAGGAGGACUUCCAAGCUCCCAAGAAACGUGCAGCAGGUAACUUUGUGGUAGUGCACAAGAAGACAGGCGAGAUUUUGAUAGUGGAAAAGAGAAAGAAACUGACGAAGGAGGCAGCCAGAUUCUUCUGCGACGUCUGUGCGACCAGCUUCACCAGAAAGAGCUCACUGAAGAAACAUAAUCUCUCUCAGUCGCAUCUGCUGCAAUUAGUCAACUCCAAAAAGGAUAAAGGAACCACUGAUAUCACCGAUGAGGACUGUAACACCACCUGGAAAAGUGAAAUGUCCAGUCAGAAUGAAACACUCAGCGAGGAUAGCAAGAAUUUUACUGAUGACUCAGCGAACAUCCCCCAGGACUGUAGGAAUGACCAGAAAGAGAGUAAUUCUUGUAGUCUUGACGGCUCAGAGGACUUGGAAGCUGUUUGCACAGCUUCAAUGGAGCAGGAAUUAUUAAUUGAUCCUCAAAUGAAGCAACGUACCCUGGAAGAUGAACUCCUGGAUGAGGAGAUCUGCAAGAUCACUGAAAACAUGAGCCACGAUGAGUAUGUCCUCACUGAACACACCAGUCCCAUUCCAGAAUGCGCCUCGACGCCUAUAAAAACAGAGACUAAGAAAUUAGAAGAACCAGAAAAGAAGAAGAAACACGAGAGAAAGAAGGACAAGGGGAAAAAGAAGAACCUGAUCGAUGAACCUUUGGAUACUUCUGAGCCUGAGAUACUUUCAGAAUCCCCAACUCUGAACAGUUUGGAUGCAAAGUCUCUGUGUUUGAACUCUUCAGAGACUUUAAAUGCUGAAAUUGAUUUGGAACAUACUGAAAGUAUACAUUUUCAUGCAGAGACUACAAGCAAUUUAGAAUCGAUCCAGAAAGAGGAAAGUUUUAAGAACAAAUGUCUGGAUGGUAGCAAUAUCUUCAUGUCAAACGACGAUCAGGACAUGGAAAUUGUAAAGGAAAAAGAACAAAAGCAGGAGACAAAUUAUUCUGACAACAAUGUAUAUGAUUUUGGACUUCCUCUUGAAAAGACUGAUAAUUCCUCAAAAAUUGUUCCGGAUGAUGAACAACCUACCUCAAAAAAUGAUCAACCACAAGAACGUCACAGCCUAAAAUUGACCAUAAGUAAACGCAACAAAGAAUAUUAUAAUCAAACAGAGAUUGAUAGCAACGAAUCCAAACCUUUUAAAGAGACUGAUAGUUUUUACAGUUCUGUGCAGAACAGGGAAAAAGAAUCUGUCGAAGAUUCAAAUGAUUUGAGACCUGUCACUGAUCAGCACGAUGCAGAAUCGAGUUUUAACGUAUCUAAAGACCUGAAGAAGGUAAAUAAAAGAAAUAUAGAAAGAGUUAAGGAUGUAAAUGAAGCGCAUCAGGUAGAUUGUGAUGAAAAUAAUAUUAAGGUGGAUGGCACUAUGUCAAACGAGCCAUUAGAUCAACAAACUCAACCAGACAGUGUCGUAGGAUUGCAAAGUGAGUCUAUGAAGAGUUCGAGGCACACUAAAGUCAAGAAAGGCAAGAGUAAGAAGCAUCUAGAAGAAGUAGAGAAUCCUUCGGAUCUUUCAACUGUUAAGAAAACAUCAAAGUCCAAAGAUAAUCAGAGCAGGCAGCUCCAAAAGGAAUUGGUGAAACUUCCAGAGACCAUAAUUGACCAAGAAUCCACAGAAUGUUCUGAAACUUUGGGACUGGAUACAUCUGAGAACGAGAAACAAGAAUUCUCAUUGUCGAACUUACAGCUGGAGAAUGAUCUGUCUGAAUUUAUGAAGGCAAGUAACGAAGAUGAAUGUAGAUCCAUUGGAGAAGUUUUUGAAAAUCCACAAUUUUGUCCUGACGUGGAAAUAGUACCAAAGAAAAAUUCAAAUUAUAAUGAAGGACGUAUAAUCCUCCAGUCUUUCCAUGAAGAAGAUGAAGCUUCCUCGUCUAGUCUCGAGGACAAACCUUUGUCGGAGAUUUUAUUGAUGGCUGAUGAGAAAUUGCAGGCAGAUAUUAAGCAAGAGAAAGGACGACAAUCUUCAAAUAUUCUGAAGAAUCUUGAGGAAUCAAAGCUUGAAGUCGAGUUAGAAAAUCAAGAUUGUACUGAAAAUGAUACCAGAAAUAUUCAUGAAAAUGAUCCAAUAUCUGAUGAGAAUGAAAUGGUUAAUAAUGAGCAAAUUGUGUCCCAAAUUCCAUCUGAAGAAGAAUCUGAAAUAUUGAAGCCAGCAGAAGACUCUGACAAAAAUACAAUUUCGUCGGAACACGAGAACGUUGAAGCAGUGCCAAAAGUAAAAGUUGAUAAAGAAGCAAAAACAGUUAGCAAUGGGCGCAAAUCAAACACCUCCGAGCGUCAGAAUUUAAAUAAGAAGGCGUCCAGGUCGCAGAGAUAUGGUAGCAAGGAUAGUCAUCGGAGAUCUAAGAACAAAAAGAUUUCCCUGAAAAGCAAGAUCGCUGAUCUGACCAGUGAGAGUGAUGAUAGCGACGCGGAAGACAAAAAGGAGUCUCAGAACAAGAGUAAAAUUGUGAAAAGUGUGUUCGGAAGGGUUUUUGGCUGUGAAAAGACUGAUAAAGUGAAAGAGGUCCUCAACGAUUGGGUCUCCAAAUCAGAGGAUGACUCUGAUAUGUCAAGACCUGGUAGCACGAAUGACCUGAAAACAUCAGAGACUAAACAGGAGGACAAGAAAAGACAUUCCAUUUCAUCAUCCGCACCUUUCAGUCCAAAGAAACGAACAAGCAAGAAACCUACCAAGAGCUCUUUCUCAGACAGAACCAAGGAUCAGAUCUCAGCGCCUGAAAUUCAGGAGGAGCAUCGCUCUGGUAAACACAACAAGUCAAAGAACUCGAACAACAGAAAGAAAUCAGAUCCAGAAGCGUCCAACUAUUACUUCUUGGUUCUGCCACCGACAAGCUGUAGGCCCAGCAAGAAACGAGCCGAGGAAAGAAUCUCUAGAGCCUUUGAGGACGAACUCUCUGAAUCCAACGCGACCAAGGAGCAAAAAGCUAAGCAGAAGGAAGCUAAUUAUGGCUUGAGAAACCAGAGCAAAGACUCGGGUGUCAAGGAUAAUGGACCCUACAACUAUCACGAUGACCCCUCGAAGCUGGAGACCCUGGAAGAACCCAUGGAGAAGAAUCCGAAACUAAAGAAACGUAAAUCAUCAGCCUCUAGAAAAAGCAAAAGCAAAAGCGAUGAAGAUAAUUGGGACGAUCCAGUGGAGAAGGAUACAGAGAAGAGUGUCAAGGAAUCUGGGGAUAAACAUGACUCUGUUAAAAAUCUUCCCCAAGAGAAUACAUUGACCGAACAACUGUCUGUUGAUCUGGAAUCCUCAAACAGUUGCAGCAGUGUGGCCCCAAGCAGCGUAAGGAACAGAUCACCCAGCUUGGACAGGAAUUCUCAAACAACUAGGAACUCUGAGAUCGAUGAAGAAGAAAAUGAGGAUAUGGGGCACAGGAGGAUAUCGCCUCUGUUUGUCUGUGGAACACCCAGAAGUUCCAUCGAGAGCAGUUCGAACAGUGAAAAUGAAGAAGAGGAUGAAAAUCUAGAUGCCAGUGAGACUGCAGCAAGGAAAAGGAGUUCCAGUGAAUUCUCUGGGGAGAAAAUCGUCAUCAGAUCACCCUCUUCCACUCAUAAAACCGAAAUGGUCACCAUUGCACCCACCGAUGCCAUCGAGGACAAUGCUUUGGAUGUUCCCCAAGAAAUAGAGGCUGCGAAACCCAGGCAAGGGAAAGUGUUGAAUUUCGAUGAGGAGUUGUUUGUUGAGUGCUGCUCCAGGUUGAAAGCCACCACAGAGAAUGAGCUCAGAGGUGCUAAGAAAAUCAAGCUGGAUCACAGCGAGGGCUAUCAUAGGAAGGAAGAUCAGCAACAAGGAUUCAGAGGACCCAGGGACCGGUGGAGGGAUGUUGAGAGCCAGAACAGCCUUGGAAGUCUCCUGGAAUCCGUGAAUCAGUUGCUUGGAGAGGAGAUGUACAGCACCAGAGAAAGGGAUUACCCGAAACGUGGUGGUAGAAACAUAAGGAGCGAGCACUCCAGCAGAUCAGCCAGCCCAGACAUAUCCAGAGCGGACAAUCUUGGCUACGAGGACAGUCUGGACGUAGCAUUCGAACACAACAACAUGCUCAGGGAUAAGAUUCAACAGCGUAUGAGGGAAAGUGAAAGCCUGAUAGCCAGCACAUUUGGCCAGAAGAGCAGCAACGAAGUUAUGGAUGGUGAACACCCAUCGAAGAAUAUGGAACAGAACAUCCUGAGAAAUUCUUAUGCUCGUAUGCCAGACGGGGGUCACUUGUCUGGACCAAAUCUAUCAAAUGGAGACUACAAUGAUGAUCUAAAUGUCAGAAACUUACAGGAACAACAUCCUGGAAAACUAAAUCUAGAGUCUUCAGGGUUCAAAAGCAAGAUGAAUUCCGCACUGGGUGGUCUGUUGGACAAAGCUUUAUCCAACUUGCUCCACAAUAAUGGAAAGCAUGAUCAUAAUGGAUCCACACCGAUGAAGGUUCUAGCAGAGCUGGCCUGUGCCCGAGCCCCAACAUCCACAACAGGAGACUUACCGUCCCAAGAGGACAUCCAAGUCCCAAUGAAAAUCUCUGCGAUAAACAAAGAGUGUACCCCUGAUGUAGGUCCACCAACCAUCGCCAAAGAUCUACAGAAAAAGGUUAGGAACCCCAUCAAGGAACUCUUUGAGAGGAAGAAGGAGAUGAACGAGAGGAAACAGCAACAGGAGAAAUCCAAGACAGAAGCUGCUCUUCGUGAGCUGAACGUGCACAGACAACGGAAGACCAAGAAGACCAAGAAACACCAGGACUUCCCUCUGAUACGUCGCAACGAGCACGGAGGACUGGUCGAAAGGAAGAAGCGUCGCGAUGGUUUCGAGAGAAAAGAAGAGUUUUCAUCGGACAGGAUAAAGGAUGUCUACGAGUUCGACGAGGAGGAGAGCCAAAUCGAGCCCAAUUUAGGCAGCGUGAUGUCCUACAGGAGUAGACCGGGCUACGAAGUGAAUUGCAUAAGGACCAAGGAAGUGGAUGUGGCUGGACUGAUGUCCAAAGCAAUCGGUGACACCCUGGAGAAUGGGAAAGCUAGCGAAGCGUUGAGCAGCAGGUUGGAGUCGAUGAUAGACAGGAAGUUCAAGGAGCUGGAGAAGUUCGCUCCGAAGACCAAAGGUGCACUGAAAGCUUUCCAAAGCGAAGAACGACAGGUCACUGGACCUAUGGAUGACUUUGUCGAGAGGAGGCAACAACAGAAGCCAAAACGACCUAUGGAACAGAGUCUCAAGCACUCGAAGCUGAAGAAGCGUAGCAAGAACCCUAAGAAAAAGCCUAGAAACGCCUGGUACGAGAACGACAGUUCGGACGAGUACAGGACUGCUGUAAAGGCCGAGGAUGUUGGUGUGGGGAUCUCGAAGAGCCAACGAACCUGCUCCAAAGGAAAACAGAAUAUAUUCGCGGAGCUGUAUACCUCGUCCGAGAGUGAAUUCGACGACGAGGACGUGGAUUACGAGACGAAGAGACAGAGGAGAGCUAAGAAGGUAACCAAAAAGGUGAUCGAGCUUGGGAAUGCUGAAGGAAAUCAGGAACUGGUCGAUAAGUACUGUUUGGAGAACGAAGAUCGUGAACACGAUUGGGGGGACCAGGAUUUAAAGGACGAUGAUAAUAACAAGAAUGACUGUGACAAUAAGAAGUCCGAGUCAGAGAUGUCCGAACAACCUCUGGUCAUCGAUGAGAGAAAGGAUUCGGACGAACAGAGGAACAGCGACGAGGAAACUGAGACUCAGUACGAGAGAAACUUUGAUCUGGAUGAUUUGUACAGGGAGGACAGUUCAGUGGCUGACUCAGAUAUUGAAGAACCAAUUGUUUCAGAAGCUCCGAAUCCUCUGGAGGAAUCCAAAGUCGAAAAUCCAAGUUUGUCUGAAGAAAAGACAGAUAAUAAUAUAGAUUACAUGCAGGAGGACGAGUUGAUUCCGCUGGAAGAGGCCUUGGACCUUUUGGAUCAGGCUGAUACUAAUUUAGAGGUGAACUAUGAUAAUUUCAGAAAAGAAGCCAGGUCUGCGGAACGAAUUGACAUAAUAGCACCCAUAGAACCUGUAAACGAAACACCAGAUCCAGUUCUAGAAGCAGAAGUCAAGCCUCUCAGCCCUGUGGAGGAACAGGAAGAGGAGCCUGACAAUGAUCUUCUGUCUCUGCCAGAGAAAUUGUCGACCAAUGAGAAGCCGCAAAAGGAGUCUGACAACCUUCCACUACAUGUGUUCCUCAGCAGAAAGGUGCAAGAAUCGAAAAAGAGGAAGGAACAGCAGUUAAAAAAGAUGCAAGAGGAACAGGAGAGGAUUCUGAUGGACUUCCAGCCAACCAGGAGGCAGAGAAAGUGCGCUAUUGGGAAGCAAGGACUGCUGGCAGAAAUAAGUAGCUCGGACGAAGAAAUCAGCCUGAGGGACAGCAGGAAAUCAAACGACAAAUCGGAUCACGAGAAGCCACGUAAACAGAAACGAGAAUCCAAGGAAAAACGAAAGGAAAGGUACAUAGAGAAGAAGCACGAACAAAUGAUAGCCAAGGAGCAAAAGGCUAUAGAAGAAGAAAUCCUUAGAGAGCUUGGGAAGAAGAAGGAAUCCCUUACUCAGUGUAUCGAUGCAAAAGCAGACUUCAACGACACAAAAGAGCCAGACGAUGCAGCAUCUGGCGAGGCAAAAAUUGUUCAGGAGCAAACGCAGAAGAAGAAACACCAAACAAAGGAGAAACAGAAGAAGCUGAACAAAUCAGAGGAGGAUGUCAGCAUUACGAAGAACAAUGAAGAACUGAAUGGCCUUGAGAGCAAUUGCAGCAAAUCGACUCGCCUAGAAGGUGAUCAGGAUAGUGAGACGAACCAGGAGUCUGCUAACAAGCUGAAAAAACAUUCAAAGUCACCAAUGAAACCUAAGAAGAAUUCGAAAGGAGACACUAAGGUAGCAGUGAGUAUUAAAAAGGGUAAGAGUUCGAUCGCUGACAAGUCCAAGAGCAAAACAGACGCUAAAGGAUCUAAGGAUAAGGAGCGUAGAUCCUCGAGUGGUCGACGAGACUCGGACGAUGAAGAACUGAAGACGACCAAGUCGUGGAACAAAGUCGAGGAGGGGGUCGGUGUGGCGAUUGGUAGACGGAAACGCGCCGCUGCCAAUCAGUUGUACUAUUGGUCCAGUUCCAGCGACGAAGAAGAGAUGCUGGAUGUGGUUCCUGCGGUCGAGGAAGAGGAGGACGACCGCCAGGAGCAGCAUGGUUGGAUCGUGGGUGAUUCCCAUAAGAGGAUGAUAACCAUGCUGGCUAUGGAGAAGCAAUUAAAAGAGAAACGAAGAAGAAGCGAGGAUGAAUUCGAGCCUGGCAAGACAAAGAGCAAAAAGCACCGGAAUAGCACCUCUUGAUACGUGUUUCAUGAUUAGGUUCGUUUUAAACAAUUCAGAAUACCAGAGAACGUUUGGUUAUUUUGUUUUUAAAAGGCAAAUACACCAGGAGGGCACAGUGAUCCUCCAAGCAGGAUGUGAUCGCUGGCAAUGAAAGGAAAUUUAGUACCUCAAAGGACCAGGAACUGAGGGAAUAUUUCGUAGUUUUCAUUCCUGAAAUCAUACGCCCCCAGGACUCUAUAGAUGAGACGAAUAGGUGGAGAGAGAGAGACACUUUUUGUAACAAGAUGUAGCAUAACUAGGUCUUUUUGAUACUAGUCCUUAGGUUGAGGACUAACCUAGCCUAGGUUAGGUUUGGUUAGGUUACGAGGGAAUUUUAAGUCCAUCGAGGUAGAUCGAAGUAUAUCAUUAAGUAACGAGACAGGAUCAGUAACUUUCCAAGCUGAGAGAGAAUUUU
This is a messenger RNA of Dufourea novaeangliae, 16667 nucleotides long. RefSeq lists its product as uncharacterized. NCBI's taxonomy places the organism in Eukaryota, Metazoa, Arthropoda, Insecta, Hymenoptera, Halictidae. The coding region runs from base 107 to 16231 and encodes 5374 amino acids. The transcript has 10 exons. The record is from RefSeq and is a predicted model, not a curated record.